GACGAGACGGAAAGCAGGAAGUACUAGGAGUCGCAAUAGCUAAAGGGGUAGUUUGAAGAGGUUUGUGUUGGCGGAACGGGGCAAUUAUUCACCUAAAGGAACGUUUAAUACAACGCAGCAUUCCGUGACGGAGGAAGGAAGUACAGGUUGGAGCCGUGAUGAGUCGCAGCCGGAAUCCACCACAAAAAGGCCAAGGAGCCGCCCGAGCCAGACAGAUGGGUUUGCUGUUGGAUCUGUCUCCGGACGCUGGCCUGGACGAGUUUGGUGGGAAUGAUGAGGAUUUGGAGGCGGAGCUCUUUAAUCUGAUUGGAGAAGACGGAGGUGGCAGGGGUGGGACGCAGGGAAAGAAACCCGGUGGGAAAGAUCCUGUCCCCAUGGAGGACAUUGAGCGCAUGGCCGCUUUGUGCAUGAAGGACCUGGACGAGGACGGAGAUGAAGAUCCAGAUCUGGAGAACGACGCCGAUCUCCUGGCUGAACUGAAUGAGGUUCUGGAGGAUGAUAACGAAGCACCAGUUCCUGCACCAACCCCGCCUCAGCACUCUAAUAUCACCCCCAAAUCCACCCCGACUACCCCGAGCGGUGCAGGAGGAUUGGAAUCCCUCCUGCAGGAACGUUUCGAUAUGUACCAUGCAGCCAUCACCAAUGCAAAAGCUUCAGGAGAAGCCAGCAAGGCUCGCAGAUACGACCGUGGACUGAAGACACUACAGACCAUGCUGGUGUCCGUGAAAAAAGGAAAAACCAUUAACAUGGAGGAGAUCCCGCCUCCCGUCGCUACCGGCGCUAAACCCCCCCCCGUGCAGCAGGAGCCAAUCAGAGGAGAGCCUGCAGCUCUGAAGACCAAUGAGAAGCUGGUGCAGGAGGCAAAACCUGUAGCCCGGGUAAAUCCUCAGCUCCUGCAACCGGCCAAUCAGAGAACACCAGCUGUGACCCCGGAUACACCGGCGAUAUCGCCAUUAACUCCAGUCCAGCCCAGUGCUCAACAUUCAGUGUGUGUGUGUCUUGCAGAGCUGAAGGCCAGUGUGUUGAGCAGACAGCGGGAAUAUAAACUGGCUGCUAUUCAGGCUAAACAGAGCGGAAACGCAGACCUCGCCCGACAACACCUCGUCAUUGCCAAGAAGUUGGACUCUGUAGUAGAGGCGAUGGACAGAGGAGAGCAUGUUGAUGCCGGCUCACUGCCGCCCCCUCCUGGAGAUGUAGUUGGGCGUUCUCCUCCGGCUCUUCAAACUGCAUCCGUCAAACCCACCCCUGCACCUCCACCCCCCAAACCCACUUCUGCACCUCCACCCGCUGCUGCUCCAGCACCUGAAGCUUCUCUCCCUGCUCCCCGGAACCUCGCUGAGGCUCUGCAGCAGCGCAUGGACAAAUAUAAGAGCGCCGCAGAGAGCGCCAAGAGCAAAGGAGACGAGCGGAAAGCUCGCAUGCACCAGCGCAUUGCUAAGCAAUAUCAAGAUGCCAUUAAGGCGCACAAAGCAGGACGACCUGUCAAUCUAGCAGAACUUCCAGUACCUCCAGGUUGUCCUCCUCUACAGGGCGCAGAAAGCGCAGAGCAAAACUUCCUGGGUGUCCUGGAAACAGCUGUGAAACUGGCCAAUCAGGACGCAGAUGCAGGAGACGACGAUGAUGAUGAUGGGCCAGAGGAGGAAGUGGCAAAGCCAGCGGUGCGUCCUGCAGCACAGAAAGCUCGAGCCCCCGUCCCCUCACACUCCUCAUCCCCUGCAGUGACCCCACCGGCUUCUGCAGACACCUCCAAAAUGGGGCUUAAAGCUCAACAGCAGCUGGACUUCCUGCUCCGUCGCAGACAGCAGUUUGUUAAGGCGGCGUUGCGCUCCAAGCAGAUGAAGGACGUUCAGGGAGCAUCACAGCACCUGCGCAAUGCAAAGGGACUCGACCCCAUGAUCACUGCAGCCAAAGGAGGCCUGCCUGUGGAUAUCAGCAAGGUUCCCAGUGCCCCAGUGAGCGAGGAAGACUACACCCUCUCUAAUUCUCGCUCGUCUCGUUCGUCCCAGCAGUACACUCAGCUCAUGGAGCGUCUCCGGCAGCAGCACGAGAAAUGCCUGAACUACUUGCAGCAGUUCACUCAAAUGGGCAACAUGGCAGAGACCUUGAGAUUUGAGAGGCUGGCUGAGGAUUGUAUGAGUGAUAUUGAGCUCCUGAAGAAAGCUCAUGCGAAAGGUUAUCCUGUUCCAGGUUACCACACAGAGGAGCGCACCGUCAACACCGUCAAGAUUUACCCCAAUCUGACUGCAGGUGAGAUGGAGCUGACCAUCAUUAAAGGGAUCAACCUGCCCACCCCAGGAUUUGCGGCGAGUGAUUUGGAUGCUAGUGUGCGCUUUGAGUUUCCCUUCCCCAGUUCGGAAGAAGCUCAAAGGGACAAAACCAACACUGUAAAAGGGACCAACUGCCCAGAGUUCCGAGCGCAGUUCAAGCUGCACAUCAACCGAACACACCGCAGCUUUAAGAGAGUGGUGCAGACGAAAGGCAUCCGCCUCGAGGUUGUACACAAAGGUGGCCUCUUUAAGAACGAUAAGGUGGUGGGAACUGCCCAGCUGAAACUCGAAGCACUGGAGAAUCUGUGUGAGAUCAGGGAGAUUAUAGAGGUGCUGGAUGGUAGGAAGGCAACAGGAGGGAAGCUGGAGGUGAGGGUGAGGAUCCGAGAGCCCUUGGGCGGAGUCCAGCUCCAGUCGAUUACGGAGAAAUGGAUCGUUGUGGAUCCACCGGCCGUCACCCCCGACCGAGAGAGAACGAAAGAUAGAGUCCGGGCACCUUCACCCAAAUCCAAGAGCAACAGUGAUCAAGCAAAGAGCAGCCAAUCGAGUCUUUCACCUCCUCCAUACAAACUACACAGCUUCAGCCUUCUCAAUUAUGACAAAGAACGACUGGAGAAGAAGAUCGGUGAUUAUAAGAGAAACAGACGGGAUCCACCACCAGACCUGCUGAAUCAGCAUAAAGAGAUUUGUCACCGACUUCACUGGCAAAAAACCUACCUGGAGAAAGGGUCCUCAGUGGCGUUAUCAGAGUAUGACAGUGUGUUAAAUAAGUUUGCAUGCGGUCUGUCCGAUUCAGUGAAGAAGUUUUCCAGUGAAGGCAACCGAGAAGCAGCUAAAGAAGCUCUGGGGAGACUGAAGAUGGUGGAGGCUGAGAUGGAGUCUCUUAGGAGAAAGCGUGCCGCGUGAACACGUGCAGGAGGCGGAGCUUCACUUGGAGAAACGUUCACACACUCCCGCUGUCUCGUACACACACACACACACACUCUCCCGAUGCUCUAGUCCUGACAAUUAAUCACCUCGAAGUCUUUCAGGAAGUCAUUCAUGGUACUUGACCUAUAAACAUGGUCUAUAUGGAAGGCCAACGAGUUAUUAUUUUAGAUUCCCUUAACCAAAGUACACGCGUGUAACCCUGUGUGUGUGUGGUGUGUGUGUCUGUGAGUGUGUGUGUGGUUACAUUUCUUUAACCUAGCUACAAUUUAACAAUUUAAUUUAAUGUAAGUCACUUUUAUGCAAAUUAGUUUUACAGCACAUCCAAAUUCUUUUUUCCAUUCAUGCAUAUGUCGCACCCAAAUUUUUCCGAAAAGCAAAAUGCAGAUCUCUCUCUCUCUCACACACACACACACACACACACACACAGUGUGACUGACUGUGUUAAAAGGAAAGGGAUUUUAGAAAAACACAAACACUCCAGUAAUGUUAGACCUCUGUGGCCACCCAUAAGACCAGGAUCAGACGACUACAGCGUCGUAUUCCUGAAGCACUUUUUAUGUUUUAUGUUAAAUGUUUGUUUGCGUAAAAUGAAACGAACACACACUACAGGACCUUUACUUACUGACUAUAAAACUAAUGUAGCCAACACGUUUUUUUUUAUUAAUAUUUUAAAAUUGUAACUAUAUUACCUGAUUUUUCCAACUUUAGGCCACGCCUCCUUCUAGAGUCUGAUGUUUAGGGCAGAGUUCCAGCAUGAUAAAGCGUGUGUGUGUGUGUGUGUGUGUGUGUGUGUGUGUGUAUAAUAUAAUGUCGACAAAAGUUUGUAGACACCUGAACAUCCCAUUCUCCAUUUGCCAUCAUAAUAUUCUCCACUCUUCUGGGAAGAUUCUAAAUUUUGUGGAGAUUCGUUCAGCCACAAGUUUGUUAGUUUAUCAGGUACAUCAGGUAGUGAUGUAGGUGAGAUGAGGAGGCCUGGGGUGCAGUCAGUGUUCACAUUCAUCCCAAAGAUCUUCCAACGCAUGGAAAGCAGAUCUUCAUGGAGCUGGCUUUGUGCACAGAGGCAUGCUGGAACAGGUUUUGGGUCUCCUAGUUCAAGUGCUGGGAAAAUAUCCUGUGUCCAAAGACGUCCUGUACAAUUGUGUGUCUUGAAUUUUGUGGGAACGGUUUGGGGAGUCAGGUGUCGCAAUACUUCUGGAGAUAUAUACUAUAUAAUAGGGUGUUGUAGGCUGCAGCUUGUCCCUUUGGCUCCAGUAGACUUUUAAAGCUUUGAAUUUAAGUCCACAGAAGACACUAAUGUUCUGUGAUGACCUUGUAUCAAAAGAUCUCUGUAUACAUUUGGAUUUUUUUGGCCUAAGCCACUUCUAUACAAGCGAUCGUUUGCACGUGAUGAGGCGUCCAGCAGAAAUCCUUACUUUUCUCCAUCUGCUAUCCGUCUCCAUGCUUUCCUGUGCCUUGUGUGUGUGUGUGUGUGUGUGUGUGAGAGAAUGGUGUAAAUCCUUAUACAGAGCAUAUGAAGAGUAAUCUGGUCUCUGCACCGGGUCCUGCUUAAUCCUUUCCCCGGCGCAGCUCAGCAUGCUGUGAUACGGGGAUUGUGUUAACACUCCACCUGUGAAGUCGAAAGGGGAUGGGAUGGGAAUAGAGGCUUGUGGGUGUGUUUUGGGAAGUAGAGCAGGGGUGAGGAUCAUGACCCAUAAUCUAGGAUUAACCCUUGUCUGGUUGCCCGGGUGACCUUUGAUCUGGAGUAGGGAGGAAGGGGGGGGUACCUACACCAUCUGUGGGACGAUUCAUGAAGAGCAUUUGGAGGAAAUGAAUGGAUCCAUGUCUUACUCUUUUCUUCUACCCAUCAUUAUUAUUAUUAUUACCUGAUGCAUGGCCUCUCUGGAUUUCUGUAUCUAAUUAAAGCCAUAUCAUUGUUCAGCUCUCUUCGAGCUCUCCUAAACCAGUGAUCAGGUGCACAUAAUGGUUUUUGAGAACAUUGAGACAUGACUGCUACGUCCCAAACGCUAACAUUUGUGAGAAGAGUUUAUUCAUAUUGUAAACAAAAUAGCUGGGAAAUCGACGUAUGUACGAAUGUAGCGCGACUAUAUUGGGUACCCAAACUAGCGCAUGCAAACACCCGAAAAAUACCAACUAUCCAGAAGGUUUUUCUUUGUAUACCCUCGAAAGAAAGUGCAGAUUCAGAUUUAUCUAUCACUGAGAACUAAUUUUGGCAUGUAAAUUCUCAUUCUAUCUUGGUUCAAGUGCUCGGUUACAGAGAUCAUCACCGGUUGAAUCAGUGCUGGCCGAGACUUGUUUAUUUUAGCCACACCCACUUUGCCUGAGACUCCUCCUUCCUGUCUAAAUUAACCCCACCCUAUCGGGGUUGUGGACUCGUCACUGGCCAAGCCCACUUAAAAACGUCCCAAAGGACAUCCGAUUGGGUUCUGCCCCCAAAACGUUAGCAAUGAUUCAUAAAUGUAGCAUGAAUUUUGAAAAAGAAAAGAGGAUCGCAGUCACAGAACAAAUUUUAAUCUCAUGUUCAGCCAGGAAACAAGCUCCAUCAAGUCAUGUUCCUGAGAAAACAUCUCACGAGAAAGCAGUGUGAAGCCAGCAUGAUAUCGUCCUAUCAGUCAGGUGUUAAUCGGUCACCAGGUCAAAACCAGCCAUUUUCCUAACCUUUCUCACACUCGCUCAACAUCUGAUCACUUUGAUGAGCAGGUGUAUUUUCUUGUAUUUGUGGAAAUUGAACAGUGCCACCUACAGGACAGCACAACAAUGUCGUCUCCGCAGUAUGUUAGACGCAAUACCUUCCACACUCCCUCCUCUGUGAUAAUAUAAUAAUGUGGGUCAAAUGUAUGUAUUAAUGUGUGUAUGAGGAAUUUUCGGGCAGUGAUCCUUUAACACUGUGUGUAACACGAGGUGAUGGCUUUGAAUGUCAUUUUGAUUAAUAUGAUGCUGAUGUUGGGGCAAAUAUAUUAUUUUGAUGGUUUAUUAAAAGUAUGAAAUAUG
This is a messenger RNA of Silurus meridionalis, 6185 nucleotides long. RefSeq names its product coiled-coil and C2 domain containing 1A (gene cc2d1a). Gene Ontology annotation, molecular function: DNA-binding transcription repressor activity, RNA polymerase II-specific; RNA polymerase II cis-regulatory region sequence-specific DNA binding. The coding region runs from base 159 to 3173 and encodes 1004 amino acids. The transcript has 29 exons. Gene Ontology annotation, cellular component: nucleus. The record is from RefSeq and is a predicted model, not a curated record. Gene Ontology annotation, biological process: regulation of transcription by RNA polymerase II. NCBI's taxonomy places the organism in Eukaryota, Metazoa, Chordata, Actinopteri, Siluriformes, Siluridae.